UCUAGGUCACCAAUAGGAAGCGGAUUAAUUGACAUCUGCCAACCAUCGCUUUUAUCGCUUACAAUGCUCCUGGAGCCAUCCUUAUAUUCUAUUAAUAGCAUACUCAUCUUAGAUAGUGAAGGGAAGCGCAUUUUAACGAAGUAUUAUGACUCAUCGUUUCCAACUGUUAAGCUCCAACUCGAAUUCGAGUCGAAACUCUUCAAAAAAACAAGCAAAACUAAUGGCGCGGAAAUCACGUUGCUGGACGGCGCGACAUGUGUUUAUCGUAACGUGGGCGAUCUUUACUUUUAUGUUGUUGGGGAUGCUAACGAAAAUGAAUUAUUACUCGUCAGUGCCCUGCAGUGCUUGUACGAUUCUGUCAGUCAAGCUCUGAAACGAUCAGUCGAAAAGAAAACAUUGAUGGAUAAUCUAGAUUUAAUUUUCCUUAUAGUUGAUGAACUGUGCCAUAAUGGCAUACUGUUAGAGUCCGACGCAACCGCCUUAGUGUCUCGAGUUGGUGCAAGGACAGACGAUAUCCCACUUGGAGAGCAAACGGUAGCACAGGCUAUCCAAAAUGCAAAAGAACAAAUACGCAUGUCUUUAAUCAAGUAGUUCAGUGAAAAGCACAUACAUACUUAUUUUCACUGUUUUUUGAUGGGAACUAUGGGUCGGUAAUUGAGUACUAACUUUUGUAUCUACUUCAACAUUUGUCACAUUACAGUUGUUCAUAUUUAA
Molecule: messenger RNA, 714 nt
Organism: Schistosoma margrebowiei
Lineage: Eukaryota; Metazoa; Platyhelminthes; Trematoda; Strigeidida; Schistosomatidae
Source: the annotation of a GenBank genome assembly